Messenger RNA from Vespula vulgaris, 1329 nucleotides. Its product is annotated as sideroflexin-2-like. Gene Ontology annotation, molecular function: monoatomic ion transmembrane transporter activity. NCBI's taxonomy places the organism in Eukaryota, Metazoa, Arthropoda, Insecta, Hymenoptera, Vespidae. The record is from RefSeq and is a predicted model, not a curated record. The coding region runs from base 319 to 1329 and encodes 336 amino acids. Gene Ontology annotation, cellular component: mitochondrial inner membrane. The transcript is spliced from 6 exons. Gene Ontology annotation, biological process: serine import into mitochondrion; monoatomic ion transport.
UAAAAAUUACACUACUCUGACAUUGUCUUCGAAUAUUAAUAUCGAACUUUUGAAUUGUUGCGAAUUAACCUUCCAUAUUUUCAAAUUGAUAUAUUAGGAGGCGAAAGAUAUUUUCACACAUGGAUAUAGAUUAACAGAAAAAAAAGAAAGAAAAAUAAAUAAAUAAGGAUGCGGAUUGUGUAAAGUUAAUAUUAUUUCACAACCGUCUUUUUACAUGAUUUUUUGAAGUUAAAUUUUAGAAAGGAAUUCCUAUUGAUACGAUAGAUGAAGCACGUACGAUAUUGCAAAUUUUAAACAACAAAAAUUAAUUUGAUUGAAAUGUCGGACGAGUCGGAAAAUCAAUCGGAACGAAUAAACAUUAACGAAGCAUUAUGGGAUCAAAAUACUUAUAUCGGUAGAUGGAAACACAUGGCUUUCAUUAGCGACUUCUUAACUAUUUUUGUGCCGAAAGAAAAAUUAUAUGAAGCUAAGAAACUUUGUAAUGAUUAUGCGUCGGGAGAUGAACCAGAAGAUUUGACAAAAGAAGAUAUCAUUUAUGCGAAGAAACUUUACGAUAGUUCCUUUCAUCCUGACAACGAUGAACUUAUGAAUCGCAUUGGUAGAAUGUCAUUUCAGUUUCCUGGUAACGCCAUUUUACUCAUGGCAAUGAUGACGUUUUACAAAUCUACGGCUGCUCUCCUAGGCUUGCAAAUAAUUAAUCAGGCAUUUACUACUAUUGUCAAUUAUACAAAUAGAAGUAUAAGACCCAAUGAGUUAAAUGAAUCUAAAAAUGAUAUAACAGUAGCAGGAGAAGCCUUUUUAUGUAGCGCUGCAGCUAGCAGUAUAGCGUCUUUUGGAUUAAAAAGAAUAUUCUAUUGCAAAGGACCAUUAUUCGCACGACUAAUUCCACUGGGAGGGCUGACUAUUGGAAAUAUGGUCAAUUUUGCUGUCAUACGACGAAAAGAGAUUAUAAACGGAAUUCCUGUAUGGGUUAUUCAUGAAGAACCUUUCAUGAAUUCAAAAAUUGCUGCAAUUAAAGGAGCUUCCGAAUGCUUUCUUACUAGAACAUUAACUGUGGCUCCAACAAUGAUUAUGAUUCCAGUUGUGGCAGAGUAUAUAAGGUCAACUUGUUUCUAUUAUCGUCGUCCAUGGGUCUUGUUUCCAAUCAAGCUGGGUUUAUGUCUUGCUUCCUUGUUAGUGAUGAUUCCCUCGGCAUUGGCCUUAUAUCCAAUAUGCAAUUAUAUGAGACCAGAUUUAAUGAAGAUGUAUCCAUCGGAAUAUAAUGAAUUUACAGAGAAGUUCAAAGAGGCAGAGCAGCCAAAUAGGAUUUACUAUAAGAAAGGAUUGUAA